Messenger RNA from Durusdinium trenchii, 1623 nucleotides. NCBI's taxonomy places the organism in Eukaryota, Dinophyceae, Suessiales, Symbiodiniaceae. The record is from the annotation of a GenBank genome assembly.
UUGGAAAGAAGUUGUAAGCGUCCCAGUCCCACUGAAUGGAUUAUUAUGGAUUAUUGUUUGCCUCCUGGAUAUGAAUCAGAAGAAACUCAUCAUUGGGGACUAGUCUUUGGGAGGAUGGCUAGCCGCGGCUAGCCCGUUGUCAUCCAUCCACGGACUCUGCAAAACACUCCAGGACCCGAAACCUCCCAGAGCUCUGACUUUCGGUGGCAGAUCUCCGAGUGUUGGGCUGAUCUGCUGCAGACAGCCUGGCAGGUGUUCGGGUCCUGGUAGGUGUCGGGUGGCAGAAGGUUAGAUGUGAAAGAAACAGAAGGGAUGGUGAACUCCUGCGAUGGAGUUUCUCUUCAGCCUCUUCUUCGCAUGGCGAGCUGCGCAGCUGCCGCGCAGCUGGCGCGUGCGGAGCGGAUAGACAUCCAACGAGAUCUCGCUGAUCUUGCUUUAGCAGCUGCGGAAUGUGUGGAGCACGCGCCAGCAGGCACGGCGUUGAUGCAGUGCGUGGCCCAGCGGAGUCCAGGGCCCAAUUGGUGGCUGCCGAAGUCCAUGUAUGACGAGGCGCUGCGCAACGCCAGUUGCACCGCCGCCUCUGGCAGCAUCCCCCUGCAAGUGGAGCAGCCUUGCACCAGUUGCGGAGAAGACAAGACGGAGAAGUCCACCGUCGAGGCAUGUUUCCUGGUCAUCCUCCUGGCGGAGACGAUUCUGCUGCGUCACGUUCUACACCUCAUCACAGAAGUGUCCCGCCACCAGGGGCCGGUCUUGAUCCAUUGCAAUUCCGGACACCACCGUUCGGUGCUGGCUGUGGCGUCGUGCCAUCUUGCACGCUGGCUGGCCAAACGGGAGAUGAGUGAUGAAGAGGUGUUGCCUUUGCUGUCCGGGAACAAGAUCUACCGGCCGCCGCCGGAUCCAGUGGUCCUCUGGAAGCGCUUCGCAUCGCCCCAUGAAUGCGACGCGUUGCUAGAGCUGGCCGGCGGCCUGCCACACCUUCCUGCCUUGGCUGCGGGAGCGCCACAAGGCACCAUCAGGAGGUCAUUGAGCAAAGCUUUGCACUGGGACCACCACCCCCAACUCGCAGCCUUCCAAGCAAGGAUGCUGGCGGCCGCGCAGAACUGGACCGGAGAAGACCGUUUGGAUCCGUCCGUCCUGGCCAUUGGAGAGCCGAUGAACCUGGCGGCGUAUUUGAAUCCAGGCGACGAGUACCGCAGCCACUGCGACGGACGCUGCGGCGCACGGCCGAGCGCGCAGGAUCGGAUCGCGACCAGCAUCAUCUACUGCCAAGUGGCCGACGAAGGUGGUCAUACCACCUUCUCGAAUGGUCAUUUGAAGAUCGUGCCAGAGCAAGGCGACAUGUUGACCUUUGGAUACCUGGUGGAUGGGCGAAUCAGCUUAGAGGAGCACAGCGCGUGCCCUGUGCGACGUGGGCAGAAGUGGAUUGCCACCCAAUGGUAUCGAGCAGCGGGGAGCUACGCGACCGCCGCCAGAGCCGCCGAAGCGGAAUUCUGCGCGGAAUCGGAGAAAAGGAUCGAUGGUGACGGUCGCGCUGAACGCGCGGUUUCGUGUUAAGUCUAGAUCUAUCCCCUGGAAGCGCGGUUUAGUGGAGUUUUAUUUUGUUUGUAGGGCUUCUUUACUAAU